Messenger RNA from Menidia menidia (Atlantic silverside), 7970 nucleotides. The record is from the annotation of a GenBank genome assembly. Lineage: Eukaryota; Metazoa; Chordata; Actinopteri; Atheriniformes; Atherinopsidae.
GCAGAGAUGGAGUCCAGCGAGGAGGCUGGCCUCAGCGUCGGGGGCUCCGUGGGAGAGGAGAACUACUUCCUGGGCUACACAUUCACUGACCGCUCUCAUUCGAGCCGUGUGGUGAAGAGCAUCAUGGACCUGUGCUUGGAAGAUGGCCUGUUUGCUGAUGUCACCGUCACUGUGGACAGCAAAGAGUUUCAGCUGCACAGGUUGGUGCUCUCGGCACAGAGCAGUUUCUUUCGCUCCAUGUUCACUUCCAACCUCAAAGAGUCGCACAACCGCGUUAUUGAGCUGAAGGACGUGAGCGCCACAGUGUUUCAGCUGCUGGUAGACUACAUCUACCAUGGCACAAUCAAACUGAGGGUUGAGGAUCUGCAGGACACCUAUGAAAUGGCAGACAUGUACCAGCUGACUGCUCUGUUUGAGGAAUGCUCCCGCUUCCUGUCACGGACGGUGGAGGUUAAGAACUGCUUGCAGGUGAUGUGGCUUGCAGACAGACAUAGUGAUCAGGAGCUGUAUACAGCAGCAAAGCACUGUGCUAAAAUCCACCUGGCUCAGCUGCAUCAGACUGAGGAGUUUCUCAAUCUGCCUCUCUGUCUGCUCCUGGACAUCAUCAAAGAUGGCGUUCCAACAUCCCAAAAUCCAACGGUGGCCAUAGAGUCGUGGAUAAACCACAACAAAGUUGAGAGGGAGGAAUUUUCUUGCAUUCUCCAAGAGAAUCUUAAGGAAAUUGGCGAGAACGUCCACAUUUACCUUAUUGGUAAAGAGGAGACCAGGACUCACUCGCUUGCCGUGUCGCUGCACUGCGACGAGGACGACGCGAUCAGCGUGAGUGGUCAGAACAGCUUAUGCCAUCAGAUCACUGCGGCCUGUAAGCACGGCGGUGAUCUGUACGUGGUGGGCGGGUCCAUCCCCCGCCGCAUGUGGAAAUGCAACAUGCACACCAUGGACUGGGAGCGCUGCGCGCCGCUGCCCAGGGACCGCCUCCACCACACCAUGGUGUCCGUCUCCUCUGAGGACGCCAUCUACUCGCUUGGCGGCAAAACGUUGCAGGACACGCUCUCGAACGCCGUCAUUUACUACACGGUGAAGGACAACAGGUGGACCGAGACCAGCCAGCUGGACACUGCUGUGUCCGGGGCAGCAGGCGUGAACCUGGGAGGCACAAUCUACCUGCUCGGGGGGGAGGAGAAUGACAUGGACUUUUUCACCAAGCCGUCCCGUCUCAUUCAGUGCUUUGACACCUCCUCCCAAAAGUGUCAGAUCAAACCCUACAUGCUGCCGUUCGCCGGCUGCAUGCACGCUGCAGUCCACAUGGAUGUUAUCUUCAUUGUGGCAGAGGGAGACUCCCUGGUGUGUUACAACCCGCUGCUGGAAAGCUUCACCCGCCUGCGCUUCCCAGAGGUGUGGAGCUGCAUCCCGUCUCUGUGGAAGGUAGCCAGCUGCAACGGCUGCAUCUAUGUGUUCAGAGACAAAUGUAAGAAAGGUGACGCCAACACGCUAAAGUUUAACCCGGCCACAUCUGUGGUCUCGGUCAUCAGAGGUAUAAAAAUCCUCCUCACAAACUGGCAGUUUGUGUUGGCAUAACCUGACCAAUGAACAAUGAAGCUGAGGUCCACUCACACAGCGAUCACGGCAGCCUGCUGGGUCCAAUCAUAACUCCGCUCUUCUGGCUUUCACACUUCAGCCGCGUGUCUCCCUCUCCUGUUCCGUAGUGCAUCUUUGUGGAUCCCCUUAGUGCAGAAAUACAUUAGUAUGUUGUGAACGGUGAUAAAUCAACCUGUUAUUCCCUGCUCCGCUCAUAUGUGGACAUGCAUGAACAGCAAAUCCCUCAGUACAGUAUAUCGUGAUCACUAUAUGCGGAUGUAGACUGACAAUACUCAUUUAAAAAUGUUUGCUUUGUGAACAGAAACGUAACCGAGGAUGUUUUCUAAAAUGUUUCGAUUUUUCACAAUUUGUCCUACGAUUUUUGUUUUUGUUUUUGUACACUGUGUACUUGUUCAAGUUUAGCCGUUACAAGAAAUGUUCAAUACAUCACUGUAUCUACAUCCCUCACUGUUUUUUGUUUUGUCUCAUCCUUUCACAAACAGCUCUGAGACUUUUGUUGUCCACAGGCUUUUAAACCUCCGAUUUCUUCAGUUAAGCAUGUAACUAUGCUGCUGCAUAGCUUUUAAAAAGUUCCCCGUCAAGAGCGUUUACCUUGAAUAAGUAACACUUGUUACCAAAUCUACUACAGAGACGCCAAACUUUGAUCUCAUUGAUGUGCUGCUGGAGGCUGCGCAGCUGAAACCUAAGCUCAGGAACAUGUCAGACUUUGUGAACUAUUCUAAGCAUCGGUUGCUGACGCUGAGAUCGGGGGUGGGGGCUCAUAUGUGUCUCCAUAAGGACUCCCAUUAGGAACUUACAGCCACUACAAGUACAGUCUGAUAUGCGGUGUCUGUAAUGUUGGAAAUACAGCUGCAUGUAAUCCCCGUGUCACAGUUCCACCGCCUCACAGUCCAGACUCCGCUUCCAUUCUUUUGGAGACCUUUGCUUUUCAUCCUCCCAAAUCUUUAGGCUGUAGAAGGUUUUUUCUCAUGUGGUGUCAUGAGUAAUGUUUCGUGUGAAGGUAGAUCGCUAGGAGCUCUAGUGACCUUGGGACUGUUUGGUGAGGGCAGAAAAUAAUUCCUGAAGGGACACAUGGUCUAGAGUGACAAGGCCAUCUGCGGUAGCGCCAGCAGGAGGACGUGGGGAGGGGGUUGGAAGUAGGGGUGCUGAGAAUUCCUUUCGCUAGGGUGUGGAGGGAGUAGAUAUUCUGGUCUGUCACUUCUAGUGCUCAGCUGGGAUAUGUGUUUUCUUUUCUAUUUUUCAAACGGAAAUCCUACGGAGAACUGUUGAGCUCCUGAUGGUGAGACGGGAUCACUGCAUGGUUGAACUGGGAUGAUAUUUUCCGUACCCGGUAGCUCUCCAUAUAGCAUUCGUUGAAAAUGGUGGUUGUGUGUCGCUGCUCUGCUUCGGUGGAUCUAGUUUCCUCUCCGUCCCAGCCCAGCCGGAGCUGAUCGAGCGGGAUCUCUUAGGCCGUUCUGGCACCCACCUCCCAGAGGAUCAUCUUCUAGGGAUUUUCUUUGGAGUUGUACUGUGCAUGGCAAGGAUCUACUUUCUUGCUGCCCCUCUGAAACUGCAUGUCCUAAACGAAUGAAUAUUUUUAUGAGGCGCCUUGUACCAGAGAUGGGCCAGGACCAAACCAAGCAGCAGAUAGAGAAGGGCCUGAGGCUGUAUCAGUCCAAUCAGACGGACAAAGCUCUGCAUGUGUGGACAAAGGUGCUGGAGAAGACCUCAGAUCCUGGUGGGAAGUUUCGCGUGCUGGGGUGCCUGAUCACAGCUCACUCGGAGAUGGGAAAGUACAAAGAUAUGCUGAAGUACGCCCUCGACCAGAUCGACACAGCCAGGGAAAUGGAGGACCCGGACUACCUGACGGAGGGCUACCUGAACCUGGCGCGCAGCAACGAGAAGCUGUGCGACUACCAGAAGACCGUCUCCUACUGCAAGACCUGCUUGAAUAUGCAGGGUACCACGGUGAGCCUGCAGCUCAACGGCCAGGUGUGCCUGAGCAUGGGCAACGCCUACCUGGGCCUCAGCGUUUUCCAGAAGGCGCUGGGCAGCUAUGAGAAGGCCCUGCGCUACGCACACAACAACGACGACAAGAUGCUGGAGUGCAGAGUCUGCUGCAGCCUGGGAAACAUCUACGUCCAGCUGAAGGACUACGAAAAGGCCUUAUUCUUCCCCUGCAAGGCAGCCGAGCUCGUCAAUGACUACGGCAAAAGUUGGAGUCUCAAGUAUCGAGCCAUGAGCCAGUACCACAUGUCUGUGGCCUACAGGAAACUGGAGCGCCUGCCCGAUGCCAUGGAGUGCUGCGAGGAAUCUAUGAAGAUUGCUCUGCAGCAUGGAGACCGGCCUCUACAGGCUCUGUGCUUACUAAACUUUGCAGACAUUCACCGCUGCAGGCAUGACGCUGAUAAAGCCCUCCCUCGUUAUGAUUCCGCUCUGGGAAUUAUGACUGAGAUAGGAAACCGUCUUGGACAAGCUCACGUCUAUCUGGGAGUUGCAAAGUGUUGGCUUCUUCAGAAAGAGUUUGACAAGGUCCAGAUCAUAAGAAAAACAUCUGAAAUGAACACAAUAGUUGUAACAGAUCUGAUGAGAAGGCCUCUCCGUAGUAACAGGCAUCUCUUUACUCCUCAGGCUCUUGAAUCCUUACAGCGAGCUCAGGAACUAGCGGAUGCAAUGGGAAAUAAGCUGUGCACGCUGAAGGUCCACUGCCUGAGCGAAGGCAUCUACCGGAGCCGCGAGCAGCAGGAGGAGCUCCGGGAGCAGGUGGUGAAGUUCCUGCAGUGCGUGGAGGAGCUGGAGCUCUACUGCGGCAUGUGUGGAGAGUCCAUCGGGGACAGGGACCAAAAGCUGCAGGCGCUGCCCUGUUCCCACAUUUUCCACCUGAAGUGCCUGCAGACGAACGGGACAAAGGGAUGCCCAAAGUGUUUCAAGUCCUCCAUGAAGCCUGGAUUUGUCUGAUGGCGAGGCUGUCUGUAUGCGUUGGAUCUGCAGACGCAGCUCGAUGCGUCGGAGGCUGCGGACUGAUGGGAGAGGCAGGCGCCUCGGGACGUGCUGAAGAUGUUUAAGGAGCAACAAACCGCUGCUCCGCACGGACGAUGUCCAGCUGAACCAAGAGUGUCUGAGAAUGAGGCUCAGAGCACUCAGAACAAGACAUCCGUCUCAUUUAGACAUCGGUGUGACACUGACAUGAGCAACUGUACUAUUAACAGUGUUGCAUUUCAAGGUAAACUGAAGAACCUACACUGUCUCCGAUGACUGGCCAUAUGUUGCAGUAUUUAAAUAGAAUACGGAGCAUCUAACACAGCAUUUAUAGCUUAGUGUAUUUGGAUACUUUGUGUUUGAAAAAAAAACUUUUCAGAAACAAUUCAGCGAUAGCUCGGCAAUCCUAGUCACUUUUCUUUUUACGCUACAUCCCAUUCUUUAGCUGAUAUAUAUUUAUUGUUGUAUUCUUGUACAUACUAUUCUCAUGUUUGACCUAUUUCAGAUGUUUUGUAAAAUCCUAAAACUAAACUAAAAUCUCUUAACCGUUCAAAAGCUAUGUCUUUACAAAACAGAUACAUGCAGCUGUUUUUAUUUGUUGUUUUUUUGUUUCCUUAUUCACAGAGAUUAAGGAGCAGGAUCGACACACAUUGUGUUCAUAUAAAUUCCUUUACUUGUAAUAUCUGGGAAUGUUUUACUCUUAACUCUGACAUUAACAAUACGUUGCAUGCAAGAAUAAGUAUAGUUGGAAAGGAAAUCAUUGACCAAGCACUCAGUUUCACAGCUUUGACGGGGAGAUGCACUCACAUUCUACAGGCAUUGCUCUUGUCUAGUGACUUUCUCCUUGCAAAGGCAUUGAUAUUUUUCAUAGGAUUUUUGAUGAACUCGGAACACGUAUGAGUUAUUGUUUCAGUGAGUGGCUGCAUGUUUCAUUUACAAUCAGCAAUAUACAGUUAGAUCAGUGUAUAAAGACGGGCAUUUGCCUAUUUAUUUAUUUCUAAGUUGUUUAUUAUGGUAUUUCUUAAUAGUCGGUGAGUUUUACCAUUUAUAUUCCAAAAAGAAUUAUACACUUUGGACUUUUUUUGAGCUUUGGAAGGAGAACGCGACAUUAAUCAGAAUCAUUUUAGCUACUUAAUAAUAAUGAUAAUAAUAAUCUUUUUUAAAAUGAGUUUAUUUGCAUUAUGUGUUCCUUAAUCUGGACAUUUCUUUACAAUAUUUGGUUUGAAGAUUGUGCUUGUACUGUGUUAAAGUACUCUGACGUUGAUGGCAGAUGCUGACAUGCACGAUUACAAGGAGAAAAGAGGAUAUGUACUUUUUGCUGCGCCAACAAAAUGGUUAACAAAAAUAAUAUGGGCCGCCUUGAGGAGCACUCACAAUACUGUCGCUUUUUCUUUCUCCCUCCAAACAAAAUCUGAGAGCAGCACGAGAAGGAAAACACGGACACAGCUGCAUUUACUGCACGAGCACUUGACCUCACCCCUGAAUCGGGUUGAGGUCUCUGCAUCCAGAAUAAUGAUGAUUCACCGUGUGUUUACCUGCAUAGACGUAGAUUUUAUUUACAGUUCCUUUCUCGGUUCUAGGGCAUGAAGAAUUUUGCCAACCGCAUCUCUAACAGUUGAACUACCUCUUUUAUCUCUCUCUCCAAGUUUUGACAAUAAUUGUAGUGAUACCAUACCAUUCAAAUGGCUGUAGAUUUAUGUUUUUCUAGUCAUAAUUUGAUUUGGUGUCAGACUCAGUGCAUUGUUAAUUUAUUUAUGCGUAAGUCAAACCUUAUUACUGACUCAUAUGGAAACAUUUCAUAUUGUAAAAUAAAGAGCACCAGAACUGAACUGUAUUCUGUUGAUUGAAAGUGAAAGGACUUGCAUGCAUCAGUAUGCUUAACCUGCCUUACUUGUUGUUCAGUCAAUGCCAGUAAUCUGACAUGUACCUCGCCCAGUCACCACUCCUUAUUCACACAGAGGACGUUCUCCCGUGGUGUUACAUUACCGAGACUCUUCAACCUGAUGGCUGUAACUUUUUACACCACCGAGAAGGACCUACUUUGUCCUAAAUGCUCAGACAUUUAUUGCUUUCCUGUUAUUUUAAUGUGUGGCCACAAUGUUUGCAAAGUUUGUUUAAACAAAUUCUGGGAAUGGAAAGGAUGUCGAGAAUGUCCUGUGUGUGGCGUUCCGUCUGCCACUCGGAGGCCUCCUAUCAAUUUGCCACUAAAAUUAGCGGUGGACGAGUAUCAAGAAAGAAGGACUGGCAGGAAUAAUGGAGACUGUUUUCAUCAUAAUGAGAAGCUGAAGAUUUUUUGCAAAAAUGAUGAGGAGCCCAUCUGCUUUGUCUGCCAAGUUUCCAAACAGCAUAAAGUGCAUGAGUGCUGCCCAGUAGAGGAGGCAGCCAUAGAAAAAAAGAGUGAAAUUUCAGCCGCGCUGGAAUCCUUGAAGAAAAACCUUAUUUUACUGAACAAGACAAAGAAGCAAUGGGAGGCAACACAAAUCUAUAUACGGACCCAAAGCUCUCAGUGUGAGACGGCAAUAAAGGAGGAGUUUCAAAAGCUUCACCAGUUCCUCUGGGAGGAGGAAAGCGCCAGGCUGAAGCUGCUGAAACAGGAAGAAAACACCAAGAUCUCGCUCCUGGGCAAGAAGAUUGAAAGCAUAGAAGAGCAGAUCAAAAGUCUCUCCUCCACCAUCAGCAACACGGAAACAGCACUCAGAGCCAUAGACUUGCCAUUUUUACAGGACUUCAAGCAGACAAAGAAAAUGGUCAAAUGCACUUUCCGAGAGCCAGAGUGUAUCAGAGAUAUUCUGAUCAAUUCUGCACAGCAUCUGGGAUUACUGAAGUUUGGCGUUUGGAGGAAGAUGGCAAACAUCCUCACACAUGUUCCCGUCGUUUUCGAUCCCAACACGGCCCAGUCCAACCUAAAGCUCUCCCAUGAGCUGACCUGUGUGCAGUACAGCUGUAAGCAGCAGCUGCCAGACAACCCGGAACGCUGCACCAGCAACGUGUGUGUGCUGGGAGCUGAAGGCUUCAAGUCUGGGAAACACAGUUGGACGGUAGAUCUGGGGCAGGGGAAAGACUGGCACAUCGGAGUGGCCCGCGAGUCCGUCCAGAGAAAAAGCACCGUUUUCCUCAACCCGGCAGAGGGGUUUUGGGUGAUCGGCCUGCGGGAGGGAAACUCCCUCUGGGCUCAGACCUCACCUUCCACCAGACUCCCAGUGAAGCACAGGCUGGAAAGGAUCACUAUAGAGCUGGACUACGACCGGGGGAAGGUGGUCUUCACCAACGCCGCAGAUUCCACUGUGAUCUACACGUUCAAAGACAGAUUUCAGGAGAGGAUUUUCCCCUACUUCUCCCCUGGAGUGUACAAAGACUGGAAAAACGCCAGCCCGCUAACUAUCUGCCCUCAGACGAUAAAGGUGGAUGUAGAG